This is a messenger RNA of Astyanax mexicanus (Mexican tetra), 2491 nucleotides long. RefSeq names its product DEAD (Asp-Glu-Ala-Asp) box polypeptide 39B (gene ddx39b). Gene Ontology annotation, molecular function: ATP binding; RNA helicase activity; RNA binding. The record is from RefSeq and is a predicted model, not a curated record. Gene Ontology annotation, biological process: mRNA export from nucleus; mRNA splicing, via spliceosome. The coding region runs from base 92 to 1402 and encodes 436 amino acids. The transcript has 11 exons. NCBI's taxonomy places the organism in Eukaryota, Metazoa, Chordata, Actinopteri, Characiformes, Acestrorhamphidae.
UUCGUCUCAGAGCAAAUGACGUGCAGGGGAGCAGCAGCAGCGAGCAGGUGAAAUAAAAACACACCGCGGAGUGUCUCACAGUUAAUCCAGAAUGACUGAGAACGACGUGGAGAACGAGCUGUUAGACUAUGAGGAGGAUGAAGUAGAUGCAGCAGGUGGCGUCGGGGAUGGAACGCUUGCCGGUGACAGUGGUGCCAUGACCAUAAGAAAGGAGGGGGUCAAAGGCUCUUAUGUGUCCAUCCACUCCUCAGGGUUCAGGGACUUUCUUCUGAAGCCUGAGCUUCUGAGGGCCAUAGUGGACUGUGGCUUUGAGCAUCCGUCUGAAGUCCAGCACGAGUGCAUUCCUCAGGCCAUUUUGGGAAUGGAUGUGUUAUGCCAGGCUAAGUCUGGUAUGGGGAAGACAGCUGUGUUCGUGUUGGCUACACUACAGCAGCUGGAGCCAGUGACUGGGCAGGUAUCGGUACUGGUAAUGUGUCAUACCCGAGAGCUGGCGUUCCAGAUCAGCAAAGAGUAUGAGCGCUUCUCCAAGUACAUGCCUGCUGUCAAGGUGGCAGUGUUCUUUGGUGGAUUGUCUAUAAAGAAGGAUGAGGAGGUGUUGAAGAGAGAGAGCCCUCAUGUGGUGGUGGGAACUCCUGGCCGUAUCCUGGCCCUGUCCCGCAACAAGAGCCUUAACCUGCGACACAUCAAACAUUUCAUCCUGGACGAGUGCGACAAGAUGCUGGAACAACUUGACAUGCGCCGUGACGUCCAGGAGAUCUUCCGCAUGACCCCUCACGAGAAGCAGGUCAUGAUGUUCAGUGCCACCCUGAGCAAAGAAAUCCGCCCCGUCUGCCGAAAGUUCAUGCAAGAUCCGAUGGAAAUAUUUGUGGAUGACGAGACCAAGUUGACUCUGCAUGGCCUGCAGCAGUAUUACGUCAAGCUGAAGGACAACGAGAAGAACAGGAAACUCUUCGACCUGCUGGACGUGCUGGAGUUCAACCAGGUGGUGAUCUUCGUGAAGUCGGUGCAGCGCUGCAUUGCCCUCGCUCAGCUGCUGGUGGAGCAGAAUUUUCCUGCCAUCGCGAUCCACAGAGCAAUGCCCCAGGAGGAAAGGCUAGCUCGAUAUCAGCAGUUUAAGGAUUUUCAGAGACGAAUCCUUGUGGCCACUAACCUGUUCGGCAGAGGAAUGGAUAUCGAAAGAGUCAACAUUGCCUUCAACUACGACAUGCCUGAGGAUUCUGACACAUACCUGCACAGGGUGGCGAGAGCAGGCCGGUUUGGGACGAAAGGUUUGGCCAUAACGUUUGUGUCUGAUGAAAACGAUGCCCGUACACUGAAUGAUGUUCAGGACAGGUUUGAGGUGAACAUCAGCGAGCUUCCAGAGGAGAUUGACAUAUCAUCCUACAUCGAGCAGACGCGGUAAAGGAGAUAAGCGGUGGUGAAGAAGAGGCGGGAGAUGGUUCGGGAGAGCAGCUUUCAGUAGCUUUGCAUUUCACAUCGACUGACUGUUACAGUGAAGUUUAGCUGAGGACGUAUAACUGAUAGAAAGCUAUAAACCCUGCGUUUAAAGGGUGCUUACAUGCUUCUGAUGUUGUUUGAUGCUUUAUUAUUAAUGACUCUUGUUCAUAUCGAAGUGUUAAAAGUGAAAGUAUGUGUUUGUAAAAGAUUAUAUUUACCUUUUUGAGAAGUGUUUCAUUUCUAAAUUUGUUCUGUUUUUUUUUUUUUUUUCUUGGGCGUGUGCUACUGAUUCUAUUUUUAUUAUGGAAGUGGAAGAGUGGCUUCAUUUCCUCUUUUUUUCGUUUUAUUUUUGUUGUGUGUUUUUUUUUUUUUUUAGUUUUUAAGAUUUUUGAAUGUUUGGGUUGAGACACUGAUUCUGAUUCAAUCAUAUAAAUGAAGAAAUGCAUACAUGUAAAGUAGUUAAAUACUACAGUGUUAUAAUUAGCUCUUGAUAAAGGCAUGUCUAAGUGAUGGGAAUGGGAAAUAUGAAGAAAUGUAAGGUAUGAAGUAGAAAUACUACAGUAAUUAGUAAUGUUCUGUAUUUGUUGGAGGUCAGAGACACUAUGUUGUUGUUUGAUGAUUCACAGCAGUGUUUGUUCAGUAACUCUUUAAAUGUACAUGUUACUGUGUUGAAAUGACAGUAGUACUGACACUAUGCAUUAAAGGUGCAUUAUGUAUUGCUUUAUUUUCCGUUAUGUACUUCCAAACCUCAUCACAUGGUUACAUUUAAAAAUAAGAAACACUUAUAACAAUAGCUCUUUUUAUUUUGUACAUUUUUUAUUUUUACAAAAGUCUUGACUGGCAUGACCACAAACGCACAACACUACAACAUACGAAUUUUAACUUAUUUUGAGUUUACAACACUUUCAGUCUGCACUGAAAGGAAAUAUAAAAAACCCAUUUAUUUUCACAUAAUGCACCUUUAAGACUUUUGGUAUCUGUAGUUCUCAAGCCGUUUUCCAGUAUUCAGAAACUAUGACUGAAUUUCAUAAAUAAAUCCGAAACUAAAACUCUG